Adineta steineri is the source of this 309-nucleotide messenger RNA. NCBI's taxonomy places the organism in Eukaryota, Metazoa, Rotifera, Eurotatoria, Adinetida, Adinetidae. The record is from the annotation of a GenBank genome assembly.
AUGGAUCGUGAAUUUGAAGGUAAUCGUGAACGUGAGCGUGAACGUGAACGUGGUCGUGAAGGUGGCUUUGAAGGUGGUCGUGAACGUGGCUUUGAAGGUGAACGUGGAUUUGAAGGUAAUCGUGAACGUCAAGGUGAACGUGAACCAGGUCUCAUCAAUGAUUUUCGCCGUGAAGAAGGAAAAGUCGAAGGCGAAUUUCGAGAUUUUGAAAGAGGUCAUGAACAACGUGAAGCUGAUAAAUAUGAAAAUCGUGCUGAUAAAUAUGAACGAAGAGAAGAUGAAGAUUUCAAUAAAGGACGUUUUCCGUAA